Molecule: messenger RNA, 1998 nt
Organism: Bactrocera latifrons
Lineage: Eukaryota; Metazoa; Arthropoda; Insecta; Diptera; Tephritidae
Gene: Nadk2
Product: NAD kinase 2, mitochondrial
Exons: 9
Coding region: 437-1768 (443 amino acids)
Biological process (GO): NAD+ metabolic process
Cellular component (GO): mitochondrion
Molecular function (GO): NAD+ kinase activity
Source: RefSeq, a predicted model, not a curated record
UUAACAAAUAUAUGCCCCUUUUAUCAAUAAAUUGGACGACUCGACUAUUAAUUAUCUUUGUUACUAAUACUUUGAAAUGCAGCGUGUUCAACAGAGAUAAUCAAAUUAUAAUGGUUGACGUAGCUAAAUAAAAUAUUGACAUAUGUAACAUAAACUAGAGUAUUGUAAAAUCAGUGAUGUCCGAUAAGUCAAAGCGAGAAUAUUUUUUUGAGAUAACCGGUGUAAUGAAUUGAAAGUAAACAUUAAUUUUCAAUUUUAGUGUUGCAAAUAUAAUACACAUAUAGAUGGGCACCAAAAGAAUGUAAAAUUGUUGUAUUGAAAUUAAUAUAAAAGCCUAACUGGAUUCAUUCUUUGCUUUGGAGUGGUCUAUAGUAAUUAACAUUGGGAGAAACGAAACUGUUGGAUAGCAAAAAAUACAAGAAAAUAGGUGACAAAAAUGUUGAAAUCAAAAACAAUGACUCGUCAAAUUGCAAAAGAAUAUCGCAUGUGGCGUAAAAUAAGCAGCUAUAACAAGGGCAACGGGAGUAUGGCUAAAUUUCCAUCAACCCAAUUUAAAUUACAACGUGCAUUAAUCAUUACCAAGUUUUCUCGAUAUGAAUUCGAACAGAUGCGCUAUCCACAGCUCAGCCGAGAACAAUUGGAGAAGAAGUUGCGCGAUCGUGGCACUGACUUUGAAAUGCUCAUGUACCUACACAAUUUACAUAAGGACUUUGAAAGAAAUGUGGUGCAAAGUUUUCUUAAUGUGGGCUGUGAAGUGAAGGUGGCUAAUAGAGUCGAAUUUAGAAGCUCUCUAAGCAAAGAGAUCAUGAAAUGGGCUGAUUUGAUUGUACCGGUAGGCGGUGAUGGAACGUUUUUGCUAGCAGCGGGACGGGCAAGUCCACUUUUUGCUCAAAGUCAACAGAAAACCCCAAUUGUUGGCUUUAAUUCAGAUCCCCAAAGAUCAGAAGGACGAUUAAUGUUGCCAAAACAUUAUACAGAAAAUACAGCAGAUGCGGUAUUCAAAAUAAAAAGCGGUGAUUUUCAAUGGAUGUAUCGAACUCGCAUCCGUACAUCUAUAUUAGGCAGUAAUGGCAAAAUACCCGAAUCCACCGACUUAUAUCGACACACGGUAACCAAAAUGGAGCAAGAGAAAACUGAACCAGAAUAUUUGAGCAAAGUUUGGUCGUUACGUUAUAAGGCCAAAAUGAAAAGAGUUUUGCCAUAUUUGGCGCUAAACGAGGUGUUCAUUGGGGAGCAACUUUCGGCGCGUGUAUCCCAUUUGCAAUUAGUUAUCAAUCACGAGAACGUAGAUAAUAAAACAAAAUGUUCGGGGUUAUGUGUAAGUACUGGCACAGGAUCAACUUCAUGGCACACAAGCAUAAAUCGCAUUACAUCCCAACAAGUAGAGGACCUAUUAAGCAUAUUACCAAUUCCUGACCCCGUCUAUGCUAAACCAAAGCCAAUUUUUGAUUCAGACGAAAUCGCUACUCAGUACAAUCAAAAUUUACGUUUCAGUCCAGAUGAUCCACGCUUGUGUUAUUCGAUCCGUGAGCAAAUAUGUGUGGGAGUUUGGCCCAGUCCAAGGAACUUUAAAGCACGCAAAUUUGUAAACAGCUUAUUUGUGAAGUCCCGUUGUAUUGAUGCUAGUGUCAAAUAUAAUAAAUCUGCUAACGAUUUAUUAUUUUUUCAGAUCUUGUUAUUGAUGGUAGCAUAUCAUAUCCAUUCAAUGAUGGGGCGAAGGCGUUGUUGGAAGUAUACCCAGAAGAUUCAUUACUUACCAUAUCCUUAGAUUAAAUCGAAAUUUAUAUUUUUAGCAUAAGGCAUAAAUAUUAUGAUGUUGAAUAAUAUUGUAUAUAUGUACGUAUGUAAAACUAUAAUAAUUAUACAAAUGUGUAUGUAUUUAGAUUAUUAGAUAAUAGAUUUAAGUGCAUAUCUACUAUGAAUGUAAAGUGUGUCUGCCUAGUGCAUAUUCAUUUAUUUAUAUUGUUGAAAAUAAACAAAUAAAUUUGCAUAUACAGA